AAGACGAAUUUGCAGACUAACAAUAUUUAGACAAUUAAUUCGCUAUUAAUUUUUAUGAGCAACAAAUACUCGAACGUGAUUGAUGUUCGUGAAUGUCAUGGACGAUCGCGACCAAAGAAAAUGUUGCAUAUACGAUAAGAAUCUUUAGAAUCUUGUUAUUCUUUUCAAUGAAGCAGUUCUAUUAUGUAAAAGAAUUUUGAUAUUUAUGUUCUUAAUAUGAUAUUUACGACGAAAAAUUGUGAUUGUAUAACGACUUUGCAAGCUGUCAUUGUGAUGGUUAACUGCUAUUCGCGUCACGACCGGUCGGACUUGACAAAUUCGUUUAUAAAAUAAUCUGACAUAAAAGUGUGUCAGAUCUCAAUUAUUUUCGAAUAUGGCCUUAAAACACGUAGUUGUUGGCGGUGGUACUGGCUUCGUAGGAUCACAAUUGAUAAAAUCGCUGUCUCUCGAGGGUAUCUCUUGCACAUGUAUCUCUCGAAUGCCAGGACCAAAUAGAAUGUCGUGGAAUGAUUUAGAACGCUACGGACUACCGGAGAAUACAUCAGCUGUCAUCAAUGUCGCAGGUCAAAAUGUACUCGAUCCUACUCAGAGAUGGUCACCGGGCUUCAAGCAGAAUGUCAGAAACAGCAGGGUGAAAACGACAAAGGCAUUAGCUGAUGCUAUACAGAAUACCAAAGCUACAAUUUUUGCGACCAUAUCAGGAGUUGCGUAUUACAAGCCUAAUGAUACUGUAUAUACAGAAGAAAGUAAAUGCGAGUCGUAUGACUUUCUAUCAAAACUUUGUCACGAUUGGGAGGCGGCAGCACAAUUACCAGAGGACUGUAAUAUUAGACAAGUGAUAAUACGAUCUGGAGUUGUAUUGGGAAGAAAUGGCGGUAUGAUCAAGCAAAUUUAUUUACCAUUCUUCUUCGGUCUCGGUGGGCCAAUAGGAGCUGGAAAUCAACACAUGCCCUGGAUACAUAUCACUGACUUAAUUAAUAUGUUUAUGUUGGCGCUUAAAAAUAACAAUGUGCACGGGAUAUUAAAUGGAGUUGCGCCUCAGCUUGUAACAAAUGCGGAAUUUACGCAAGCGUUCGCAAAGGCAAUGAAAAGACCUGCUGCUAUACCUCUUCCGAGUUUUGUCCUGAAAAUAUUAUUCAGUGAAGAACGAGCAAAAAUUAUGCUGGAGGGGCAGAAAGUUAUGCCGAAGCGCGCUACAGAGUUAGGAUUUCAGUAUCAAUAUCCGAACAUCGAAGAUGCUUGUGAAGAACUCGUCCAAUAAACUUUGUAUAAAAAUCUGUUUAAUUGUGAUAAAAGUCUAGGCAUGCAAAGCUAAGUUAAUUAUUAUACAGUUAUUGUAAUAGUACAAUAUAUAUUACUUAGAUUGUUGACGAUGUGAUAAAAUAUCAAGUUUUAAUAUUCUCUUUGAUAAGUCAGAAAUUAUUGUUAUUUAGUAAUAAAUUAUUUAUUGCA
Molecule: messenger RNA, 1452 nt
Organism: Linepithema humile (Argentine ant)
Lineage: Eukaryota; Metazoa; Arthropoda; Insecta; Hymenoptera; Formicidae
Product: epimerase family protein SDR39U1
Source: RefSeq, a predicted model, not a curated record